AUGACCACAUUACUUACCAGCAGCUUGUGGGUGGUCCUGGCAUUCAUCUGCCACUGGUGCGUGUGCUGGUUGCUGGCUCACCCGGAGGACCGACGUGCAGAAAUCCAGUCGUGCUUCUUCGGUUCGGCAUUGAUGGUGGCGUACUUGGUACUCCCUGCAGCGUCGAGCACCAUCUUUGAUUCUUUCAAGUGCCAGUCGUUCAACCUAGAUGAUGGGCAAGCGGGAAGAUUCCUGCAGGCAGAUCUAGCCAUCGACUGCGAUACGGACAUCCACCAACACUCCAUCGUCUAUGCAGCCUGUAUGACAGCGGUCUACCCAGUCGGCAUUCCCGUCUGGAUGGCUAUUACGUUGUGGCAGCAUCGCAAGGCAAGGGUCCUGUUUCUUUUCGGUUCCGAGUCCACCUGUUCCUGA
Symbiodinium sp. CCMP2456 is the source of this 411-nucleotide messenger RNA. The record is from the annotation of a GenBank genome assembly. NCBI's taxonomy places the organism in Eukaryota, Dinophyceae, Suessiales, Symbiodiniaceae.